GUCGGUCACGUGAAAAUAUAGGCCCGGCUCAUUCACAUAAAUCUGAUUAUAUCGUUGUUGGGGACAUUAUUCCAACGGGAGAGCAGAUAUGAGUGUCUUUGUUUCAGCACUUUGUGUGAUUAUUAUAUCGGUAACAGUAUCUGGCGAAUGUCCAAAUGGUUGGGUGAGGUAUGACAACUCCUGCUACCGACUGUUCCGAAAUCACCCUCAAGCAUGGCCAGAGGCCGUGUUUAUGUGCGAAGAACAAGGAGGAUAUCUUGCGUCUAUUGAGACAAAACGUGAAAAUGGCUAUCUGCAAGAAUUGAUCACCGAAUUUAAUGUUUUAACCACUGAAGACGUGUGGAUCGGACUUGCUGACGUGAGGCAUGAGGGUGUGUUUGUGUGGGAGUCCACCCGAAAAAAUGCCACUUUCCUUGACUGGGCUCAUGGUGAGCCUAACCAACCGAAGACGAAACAAGAGGACUGUGUCAAGUUGUAUGGCAAGGGAGCACACAAGUAUGCCGACGCUGAAUGUUCACUGAAAUAUCACUAUCUGUGUGAAAGACCAUUGAAUGAAAAUCUACCAGUCAUCGGGUGAAAAUAUCCUUAAAAUCGAAACAUCAUUUCGUUGUGUAAAUACAGAAGGUUAAUAAACAUAUUUGAUCAUAAUCA
Haliotis rufescens (red abalone) is the source of this 651-nucleotide messenger RNA. RefSeq names its product perlucin-like protein. The transcript is spliced from 5 exons. Lineage: Eukaryota; Metazoa; Mollusca; Gastropoda; Lepetellida; Haliotidae. Gene Ontology annotation, molecular function: signaling receptor activity. The coding region runs from base 89 to 577 and encodes 162 amino acids. The record is from RefSeq and is a predicted model, not a curated record.